Messenger RNA from Conger conger (European conger), 7540 nucleotides. RefSeq names its product arginine-glutamic acid dipeptide repeats protein-like. Gene Ontology annotation, biological process: regulation of DNA-templated transcription. Lineage: Eukaryota; Metazoa; Chordata; Actinopteri; Anguilliformes; Congridae. Gene Ontology annotation, cellular component: nucleus. The transcript has 23 exons. Gene Ontology annotation, molecular function: transcription corepressor activity; chromatin binding; sequence-specific DNA binding. The coding region runs from base 278 to 4918 and encodes 1546 amino acids. The record is from RefSeq and is a predicted model, not a curated record.
CAACACUAAAGAUACCACUGCCUCCUGUUUUGUUGUUGCAGCCAGAUCUCAAACAAAAACAUUGAUGUUGUAGAACAAGAUAAAAAGGCUCAGAGGGACAAUGGCGGAGAGCUAGGAAGUGAAUGCAGUCAAGCUCUUGUGACAGCGCGGGGUUGCUGGUGAGGCCGAAUUCUUCCUGGAUCUGAGCGGUAAAUUCAGAAGACUGAAGCCCAGGCUGACCGUCUACCUUUCACGGAGGCCCUGCCGUGAGAGGACCGAGGAAGGCACCUGGCGCAUCAUGAGCGGCGACAAGGAGAAGGACAAGGAGCGCGAGAGGGAGCGGGAGCGCGACCGCGAGCGGGACCGCGAACGCGACCGCGACCGGGACAAGAGGGAGCGCGCGCGGGAGGGGGAGAGCGCCCGGCCGCGACGCAGCUGCACGCUGGAGGGCGGGGCGCGGAACUACGCCGAGAGCGACCACAGCGAGGACGAGGACCAGGAGGCGGCCGGCGCCGCCGAGGAGGCCUCCCGCAAGAGCAAGAAGAAGACGCCCAAGAAGAAGAGCCGCUACGAGCGCACCGAGAACGGGGAGAUCACCUCCUACGUCACCGAGGACGAGAGCGUGUACCGGCCCGGAGAUUGUGUAUAUAUCGAAAGCCGGCGGCCCAACACUCCCUACUUCAUCUGUAGCAUUCAGGAUUUCAAACUGAGCAAACGGGACCAUCUGCUGAUGAGUGUGAAAUGGUACUACCGGCAGUCCGAAGUGCCAGACUCUGUGUACCAGCACCUGGUGCAGGACCGCCAUAACGAGAACGAUUCGGGCCGAGAGCUGGUCAUCACUGAUCCGGUGGUCAAGAGUCGGGAGCUGUUCAUCUCAGACUAUGUGGAUACCUACCACGCUGCUGCUCUCAGAGGGAAAUGUAACAUCUCCCACUUCUCCGAUAUCUUCGUUGCCAGGGAGUUCAAAGCCCGCAUCGAUUCCUUUUUCUACAUCCUGGGAUACAACCCAGAGACCAGGCGGCUAAACAGCACACAGGGGGAGAUCAGAGUGGGACCCAGUCAUCAGGCGAAGCUCCCGGAGCUGCAGCCCCUCCCUCCCCCAGGUGGCCAGCUGGUGACGGAGAACGAGGAGCUGGUAUGGAUGCCCGGGGUCAACGACUGCGACCUGCUGAUGUACCUGAGAGCUGCCAGGAGCAUGGCGGCCUUCGCUGGGAUGUGUGACGGAGGGUCCACGGAGGACGGCUGUUUGGCUGCGUCACGAGACGACACCACGCUAAACGCUUUAAACACGCUGCACGAGAGUAACUAUGAUGCAGGGAAGGCCCUGCAGAGGCUGGUGAAGAAGCCUGUUCCUAAACUCAUCGAGAAGUGCUGGUCUGAGGAUGAAGUGAAGCGGUUCAUUAAAGGGCUGAGGCAGUACGGGAAGAACUUCUUCAGGAUCCGUAAGGAGCUGCUGCCCAACAAGGAGACGGGAGAGCUCAUCACCUUCUAUUACUACUGGAAGAAGACGCCGGAAGCCGCGGGGUCCCGCGCCCACCGCCGCCACCGCCGGCAGCCCGUCUUCCGCCGCAUCAAGACCCGCACCGCCACCACCCCCGUCAACACCCCGUCCCGCCCCCCUUCCAGUGAGUUCCUGGACCUGAGCUCGGCCAGUGAGGACGACUUCGACAGCGAGGACAGCGAACAGGAGCUGAAGGGCUACGCCUGCCGGCACUGCUUCAGCACCACUUCUAAGGACUGGCACCACGGGGGUCGGGAGAACAUCCUGUUGUGCACAGACUGCCGGAUCCACUUCAAGAAGUACGGCGAGCUGCCGCCCAUUGACAAGCCCGUGGACCCCCCGCCGUUUAUGUUCAAACCCGUCAAAGAGGAAGAGGAUGGGCUCGCCGCGAAGCACAGCAUGAGGACCCGACGCAACCGCGGCUCGAUGUCUACCCUGCGGAGCGGGAGGAAGAAGCAGACGGCCAGCCCCGAUGGCCGCGCCUCCCCCACCAACGAGGAGCUGCGCUCCAGCGGCCGCACCUCCCCCAGCGCCGCCAGCACCUCCCCGAGCGGACGCACCUCCCCCAGCGCAGCCAGCACCUCCAGCACGGACAGCAAGGCCGAGCCGCUGAAGAGACCCAGCAAGAAGAUUAAGGAGGAGGUGGUGUCGCCCAUGAAGAGCGCCAAGCGGCAGAGGGAGAAGGGAGCCUCCGACACCGAGGAGCUGGAGAGAGGAGCCGCCGCCAAGAAAACCAAGACUCAGGAGCUGAAUCGGCCGGACUCCCCGUCGGAGUGCGAGGGGGAGGGCGAGAGCUCGGACGGUCGCAGCGUGAACGACGAGGGCAGCAGCGACCCCAAAGACAUCGACCAGGACAACCGCAGCUCGUCCCCCAGCAUCCCCAGCCCGCGGGACAACGAGAGCGACUCGGACUCCUCCGCCCAGCAGCAGGGCCUGCAGGCACAGCACCCGGCCGUCAUCCAGGCCCCCGGGGGCCCCGCCGCCCAGGGCUCCGCCCCCGCCCCGCCCGCGCCCGGGGCCCCCCCCCUGGCCCCGCAGGCGUCCCCGUCCCUCGGGCCCUCCUCCGUACCCCCCCAGGGGCCCGCGCAGACCUCCCCGCUGUCCCUCAUCCAGCAGGGGGGGCCGCUGCACCCGCAGAGGCACCCCUCGCCGCCCUCGCCCCUGGCGGCUCCGCCCCCCUCUCAGCCCGGCCCCCCUCAGCUGCCCCCGUCCCUCCACGGCCCUCUCCCGCCCCUGCCCCACCCCCUGCAGGCUGGCCCCUCCCACCUGCCGCACCCCCAUUCGCUGCCUCCUCCGCAGCCCUUCCCCCUGGUGCCCCCGCCCUCCCAGGUGCUGCAGCAGCCCCACACGCCCCCGUCCCAAAUGCAGCCCCCCUCCUCCUCGGCCCAGGGCCCCCCGCAGCCCCCCCGCGAGCAGCCCCUGCCCCCCGCCCCCAUGUCCAUGCCCCACAUCAAGCCCCCGCCCACCACGCCCAUCCCACACAUGCCCAACCCCCCGUCCCACAAACACCCCCCGCACCUCUCCGCCCCGCCCUUCCCCCAGAUGCCCUCCAACCUGCCCCCGCCCCCCGCGCUCAAACCCCUCAGCUCCCUCUCCACGCACCACCCGCCCUCCGCCCACCCGCCCCCCCUGCAGCUAAUGCCCCAGGGGCAGCAGCUACAGCCCCCGCCCGCCCAGCCCCCCGUGCUCACCCAAUCACAGACCCUCCCCCCCAGCGGGAGCCACGGCCCUCCCCCUGCGCCCCCCCUGCCCCCCUCCGUAUCGUCCUCGCACCCCCACACCGUCUCCUCUCAGCCCCCCUACCCCCCUCACCCGCACCCCUUCAUCCCCGGCGGGCCGCCGGUCCUGCCUCUGUCGUCCGUCCCCUCUUCAUCCUCAUCCUCCUCCUCCUCCUGCGCCUCCAUGGCCAGCCUGCAGUCCCCGCCCUCCUCCAUCUCCAUGCCCCUGCCGGCCUCCGUGGGGGGCCCCUGCUCCGCCCCCUCCGCCGUCCCGCCCGUCCAGAUUAAGGAGGAGCCUCUGGACGAGUCCGAGGAGCCCGAGAGCCCCCCGCCGCCUCAGCGGAGCCCCUCCCCCGAGCCCACCGUCGUCAACAUCCCCAGCCACGCCAGCCAAUCAGCACGCUUCUACAAGCACCUGGACCGGGGCUACAACACGUGCGCCCGGACGGACUUCUGCUUUACCCCCCUGGCCUCGUCCAAGCUGGCCAAGAAGCGCGAGGAGGCCCUGGAGAAGGCCAAGAGGGAGGCCGAGCAGAAAGUGCGGGAGGAGAAGGAGAAAGAGAAGGAGAAGGAGAAGGAACGAGAGAGGGAGCGGGAGCGAGAGAGGGAGGCUGAGAGAGCUGCUAAAGCACCCUGCUCGUCCCACGAGGGCCGACUGGGCGAGCCCCAGAUGGCGGGCCCCGCCCACAUGCGGCCGUCGUUCGAGCCGCCGCCCACCACCAUCGCGGCGGUGCCGCCCUACAUCGGGCCGGACACGCCCGCCCUGCGCACGCUCAGCGAGUACGCCCGGCCCCACGUCAUGUCCCCCACCAACCGCAACCACCCCUUCUUCGUGUCGCUGCCCGCCGACCCCCUGCUGGCCUACCACAUGCCCGGGCUGUACGCGGCCGACCCGGGCAUGCGGGAGCUCCGGGAGCGGGAGCUCCGCGAGAGGGAGCUCCGCGAGAGGGAGCUCCGCGAGAGGAUGAAGCCCGGCUUCGAGGUCAAGCCCCCCGAGCUGGAGGGCCUGCACCCCUCCGCCAACCCCAUGGAGCACUUCGCCCGGCACGGGGCCAUCACGCUGCCGCCCAUGGCCGGCCACCACCCCUUCGCCUCCUUCCACCCGGGCCUCAACCACCUGGAGCGGGAGCGGCUGGCCCUGGCCGGGCCCCAGCUGCGGCCCGAGAUGACCUACCCCGAGCGGCUGGCCGCCGAGAGGCUCCACGCGGAGAGGAUGGCCUCCGUGGCCAACGACCCCAUCGCCCGGCUGCAGAUGUUCAACGUCACGCCGCACCACCACCAGCACUCCCACAUACACUCACACCUGCACCUGCACCAGCAGGACCCGCUGCACCAAGGUGGGGAAUGUCUUGUGUGUCCCCCAGGUUCGGGGGGCCACCCCCUGGUUGACCCGCUAGCGGCCGGCCCCCACCUGGCCCGCUUUCCGUACCCCCCCGGCGCCAUCCCCAACCCGCUGCUGGGGCAGCCGCCCCACGAGCACGAGAUGCUGAGGCACCCUGUGUUCGGGACCCCGUACCCGCGGGAGCUCCAGGGGGCGCUCCCGCCCCCCAUGUCUGCGGCGCACCAGCUGCAGGCCAUGCACGCGCAGUCGGCCGAGCUGCAGCGCCUGGCCAUGGAGCAGCAGUGGCUGCACGGACACCACCACAUGCACGGGGGCCCGCUGCCCGGCCAGGAGGACUACUACAGCCGUCUGAAGAAGGAGGGGGACAAGCAGCUGUAGCCUGCGGUGAGUCUCGCUGCAGGAGGACGGAAGGACACACACAGGAAGCUGUUACAGGACUGUCUGACAGAGGAACUGUGACUCUGGAACAAAGUAGAGAGAAAAACGGCAGGAGCAGAUGACCUGAAGAUUUUUAUUUUUUCCGGCUUUAUUUCCUGUCAUGGACGUGUUUAUUUUUUAAAGAAAUUGACUUUAUUUGAUAUAUAUAUACAUAUAUAUAUAGCCCUCAAGUAGCGACAACGUCCUCCAGACUGAUUGUGACUUCCCUGCAUGUGAAACUGACUGAGAGACCUCCAUGCCGUUUUCUGCGUAGGUGCUAGAACAUAAGACACUCCGUCACUGUGCUUAAAGGAGAAACAACACGAAAAACAACAGUUGGGCCAUUAUCCGAGAAAUCUUUUAAAGUGCUAUCUUAAAUUCCACAGUUAUUUUAAUACAUUGUAGGGAGUUUUCAUAAUUUUAAAGAGCUACAGCAUGGCAUUUUUGAGUCUGUAAAUAAUAUAUAUAAAUAUAAUUAUAAUUAUUAGGUGUGGAUUCCUAACCAUUGUGUUAGACCUCCAGCAUUACCGUUCAGAAGCAUUAUCCCUUUGUUUCAGAGGGGGGCAUGAUGGCAUUAUUUCAACAGGAAAUGCUUUCUGAGAUGGCUGCAGCCCAUCAAAAUGGCUGCCAGGAGUAAAGGUGCAGGACAUUGUAUCCACUCUCAAAAUGGCUGCCAGGAGUAAAGGUACAGGACAUUGUAUCCACUCUCAAAAUGGCUGCCAGGAGUAAAGGUGCAGGACAUUGUAUCCACUCUCAAAAUGGCUGCCAGGAGUAAAGAUGCAUGACAUUGUAUCUGCUCUCAAAAUGGCUGCCAGGAGUAAAGGUGCAGGACAUUGUAUCCGCUCUCAAAAUGGGGGACUCUCCUGUCGUCUUUCUUGGCUGGACAUAAGUAGUGCAUCCGGGCCUGGUGUGGCUAACUCGAAAACAGGAGUUUGGGUGUGUUUUCAGUCCCGCGUGAGGAGUGGAGGUCUGUUGUGUGUGGUGACUGUGGGCGAGACACUGGGCCCCUGGCCCCCCCUACAGUCCACUCAGAUUGGUGUUGCACUGAAAGACCACAGACUUGCCACAGAUUCGGUUUAUACACAGUAUUCUCUAUCAUAUCAUUGGCUUUACAAAAGGAAUGCACUUUUUCAACAUUUGGUCACUUCUCAAAUAUUGCCCUGUACCAAAGUGAUAAAAGUAUUUUUGAAAAAGGCUUUACCGGCAUAUUUAUUUGAGUAAAUAAAUGUACGUAUAUUAAGAGAGAAAAUAUACAGGAUCCAUUCAUUAUUGGUACAAACUAACUAAAAACUACUUUUUUAUGUUUUUUUUUUGUUUUUUUUUUGCCAUUUAAGAGAAUGGUAAUCCUGGCAGCAGUUUGUUUCAUCACAACGGUAUUACCUUAAAGCUGAACUUUGUGUAGCACAACACCACUGAUAAAGUCGCUGUAGAACUAGGUGCUAACGAGCAGACCGUGCCAAUGCUCCCCUCGGUGACCUGGCGGUGCGCCGCGUCGCCACGACUCCCUGUCCUUCUCUGCCGGUGGUGUGGGGGCUCCGUGGUCACUGUGAAACCAGCGGUGGGGCUGCGGUCGGGCGCUCCGACCGGGCGUCCAGCGCGUUCCCCCGGGCGACGGCAAACAGGAGGCGACCGCUCAAGGCUCUCUGCAUUCCGUGACCUGCACUGUAAUGUGGUGCACGGUCAUUCCUGGCGCUCUCUCUCUCUCUCUCUCUCUCUCUCUCCCUCUCUCUCCCUCCCUCUCUCUCUGUCUCUGUUUCUCUCUCACACUCUUGUCUCUACUUUUCUGCCUCUCUGUUGGCUACAGGGGUUUUGUACUGGCCAUCUCAGACUGUUAUAUUAGAUGUGGGGUUCACUGUCAUAAUGGUUUAUGUGUCAGACCAUGUAUGGUAGCUUUAUAGUCCAUGGACAUUUCCCCCCCCGUUUCCUUUGUUGUGUUCCUGUCAAUUUUUGUUUUGUUUUAUUCUUUUUUUUGUAUUUCCAUUACUGUUAUAUGCUAUUACAGUAUAAAUGAAACAGAAUCACUACAAUGCAGGAGGGAGGGAGGGGGUUAGGGGCAUAAAAAGCAAAACAAAGCUAAUAUCUUUUCGAUCUGUGUGACGAUAUCUUAGCUGGUUAUUAGGAAGGAGUGUGACAUUCAGACCCGUCCUUCCUGAUAUUCAUGACCAAACACCAGGAGUUGAAUACUCUAAAUUUGAACUCACCUUCAAACCUGCCUGUGUCUGGUACCGUGUAUUGGAAACAUUUCCGUUAAAACUCUCCUGCGGCCCUCCCCCCUCCCCUCUCUGUCUCAAACCUUUGAUGUUAAGUGUUGUCAAUGGUUUAGCUUCUUGUUUAAAAGCAGCAAUAGCAGAAUGUGAAUUCUGACUGCUAAAAUUUAUAUAUACUGGUAUCUUGAAGCUUAUUGUAUAUAUUAGUAGUUUGCCAUGGGAUGACACAAUGUAAACAAAACGUAGAAAUAAUUCAGAAAAAUUGUGAGUCCUGUGUUUUCUCUCCAUUUGAGUAUUUUGUAAUUUUUUUGAAAAAUUUGUGGAAUUAAAAUAAACUAAGUUACGCCACAUUACGUUUUUGAUUGUGCCGUUUAAA